UGGGAGAAGUAAGAUGAAAAAAAAAGUAGAUAUAUCUAAAGGUGACAGUGACAGACGGCGCGAGCGACGCGAAGUGAGCCUUUAUCCAUAGGCCUUGAAGCGAGCUGCGGGCGAGUGACAGUCUCCUUCCGCCUGGCAGUCCGCGCGGCGUGAGUCAGCCCGAGCCUCGCAGUCGCACCGCUCACCACCGUCAGUAUCACUCCCGCCGUCGGCCGCACCACGCACUCGUGCUCGCGCUCGCUCACUGCACGCUCUCUCCACACUGCGGCGUGUUCAAAGCAUAGGUGUUUCGGUUACGCCACUCGGUUGCGAAAGUCUGCGCGAUGAUAUACAAGUGAGAGCCGACAUCGGACGCCAGGGUAACGCUCAUCGCGCACGGUGAGCCAGUUUAUUCGACGAGAGACAUUUGAAACGCGCCAGCUGUGAGGGACGGGGGGCGCAACGGCGUCGGUUGCACACGCGGGAGCGACGUUUCCUAACACAUUUACUUUACUGUGAGAGAGCUACGAAAACCAAUUUUUAAUGUGUCAAGUCAGUAUAGCAUAUUGCUGCUACGUCAGAUCGCAGAACGCCUCGAGCAGGAACUACAAGGUUAUGCAAAUGAGUUCUGAACGCUUCUAUACUAGGGGUAAUCAAAAGACCAUUCAUAACUUCAAUAAACUUUAACGUACAGGUUACCGUACGAUAGUCUAAGUGCUUAUCUAUCGUUUCUCUAUUAUCGUUCGGUGUCGCGAUCGCUAAUUGCUAAUUACUGUGGGAGUCGAGUGAUAAGAAGUCGGCGCGUUAUCUGCGGGCGAGGGCGACGGAGCGCGGAGCACUCGCGGUACAGCAGGGCAGCAGCAGCAUUCGCCUCAGCAGCGAUGGCGGCCGUGCAGGAGGAGACGCUGCUCGCGCGCUGCGAGAUCCCCAUCAUCGACCUGGCGCACAUAGGUACAGACGUGUGUCCUAUGAAGUCAGUGGUGCGCCGCAUCGGACAACAGCUGUUCACCGCCCUCAGCAGCAAGGGAAUGGCGAUGCUGGUCAACCAUGGCAUUGCCGAGGAGAAGUUAAAAGCAGUGUACGCAGACUUGGACAACUUCUGCGCGCUGCCGGAGGGAUGUCAGGCGCAAUAUCUCCGCAACCCGGCCAACAACCAUGGCUACGUGCGCCCGGGGACCGAGCAGUUCGAUACCACCAUGACGGAGCUGCGGCACUUGUUCAACAUCACGACGCUCUCUGCGUCCUCCAUGCCGGCCCAGGAGAUCCCCGAGUUCACGAAGCACGCCGUACCUCUAGCGCAGGACCUCACUAACCUAUCUCGAGUUCUCCUGCAGGCGCUCGCUUACGCUUUCGGUCUGCCGCCGGCGACGCUGCUGACGUGCCACUCGGGCAUGCUGGCUAGCGAGGGCCGCAACCCGUCCACCAUGCGGCUGCUGUACUACCCGCCCGUGCCGCCCGAGGACGAGGGCCCGUGCUGCCACAGCGACGCCGUGCACUACACCCGGUGCGGCGCGCACGCCGACUACGGCACUUUCACGCUACUUGCGCAAGACUCCGAAGGCGGCCUCGAGGUAAAACUGAACGGCAGCGAAAAGUGGCAGUCAGUCGGCCAUCUUCCCGGCGCCAUCUUGGUGCAGACCGGGGAACUGCUCGCCGCUUGGACAACAAACAUUCUGCCGGCCCUGAUGCACCGCGUUGUAGUCCCCUCGGGCACCUACGCUCGCGCUCGCGGCCGCCACUGCGUCGCCUUCUUCUGCCACCCGGACACCGACGCGGUGCUGCCGACCCUGCCGCUGCGCGCCGCGCCCGCGCCCGCGCCGCCCGUCUUCACCCCCCACACCCACUUGACCUUCCACCACCGCCUGCUCAACGCCGCCCAUCACAUCCAGAAGCGCUUUAGAGAGACGUACGCGUGACUAGCGCGUACGGGGCACAAGCACUACAUAGUGCCGCUUGAACGACGGCAUACGGCCCCGUGAACAUCUUCAUGAACUUUACAGCGGGCGCAAUUACUCUUCUACGUUUCUUCCUUGUAGCCCACUGCAGCAUCACGGUUUUAAAACUUCAGUUCAUAUGACACGGUGCACGACCUGCACCUUUGAACAGUUUUACCCGUGUCAACUCACGAUUAGCAGCGGGUUUCCGACUUUAAUCAUGAGAUAAAAAAGCAAUGGUCAGAAGAGAAACGUAGAAAAAUUUAGCUUGAAUUAAUGUAUUUUUUCAACUUGCGCCCGCGACAGCCACUAGCAAGAGACAGCCUUUGCCGUCAAACACCGGGUGUACACAUAAGGUAAAAAUCGUGUCGAAGUGAAAAUGUGAACUCUAAAAAUAGCCUACAUUCGUUCAUAAACGACUAACCUCCCAAUUACCGCACAAAAUGGACCAACAAAUCAUACAGUAUAAAGUGAUUGGCAUAUCAAAGACAGUAACGUAGAUGAUUUUCUCAGCAUGUUACUUGACGUAAUAAUUGUAAGUAGAAUCAUGUUAACUUGCGGCAAUGAUUACUAAUUAGUGUUUAAGAAGUGCGCAAUUAGUGUAAUUAAUAACGAGCCUAUGGACUAAAGCGACUGCUGUGAAGAGGAGCCGAAGCGUCACGUGUACACCCUGACUCAAGAGGCGCGAUCAGUGUUCCCGAUGCACUCUCUAAAGAUUUUUGAAUAUUUAGCCUAACAUUCGCCUCGCAAGCCGCGAACUGUAUUAAUAUGUGUAGAAACUUUUGUCGUGCUCACAUUGCCGAGCAAGUUAACCCUUGUCGCCACGCAUGUCGUGCGCGGCGCGUCAGUGAACCUUGUUGGAAUGUUUGAAGGUUGAUAUUGGGCUGUAGGCACGCGCGUCAGUUGACGUCUUUGGCGGUCAAAGGGUUAAAUCCAGUCUACCUAAUACAUGGUGUGACGCACGGACCCGAGUGUGAAUGCUUGGCCGACACAUCUAUGUAUUCAACUUAACGAAAAAACCUUUUUACAUAACGAAGCCACAUUCGACUGCUAAAAAUAUAAGAAAAAGAAGACCUUUUUUUAUUAAAAAUAUAUAAUAAAAAUAUAUAAUAAUAUAAUUAGGUUUUAGCGUGGACAGCAGAACUGUCUUCUUUAAUUACUACCAAAAUGUGUUCUGCCAGAAUUUAUACGAUUAUAUAUACUUACGUUAUAUUUAGUACUAUCUUUUUCUAGUAGAUUUUUAUUACUAUAAAAUAUCUCGACUGAGAAGAAAGUAUGUAUUUUAUUCGUACUUAAUUUGGUUAUUAAAGAAUUUCUGAAACAUUUACAAAUCUAUUGUUGUUGGAGGAAUAUGGACGUAACCGUUAUAAACAUGACAUGUCAUUUUUAUAUUGCUAUGCGAUUAUAAAAUACAUUACCCUUACCUUAAAUAUGUAACAGGUACUUAACUAUACCCCUCCUUUCGUAGAAAAAAACCAGGUUUAGAAAUAAGUAUUCUUAUUGAAUUUGGGUUUUAUAAUUAUUGAUAAUAUGUAUUCGUGUCUUUAUACCAGUAUUUGGUUACUUAAUAUCUACUUAUGUAGUUGAAUUUUAUUAGUUCAAUUGCUAUAGGUAAUACGUAUGUCAUUAAGUGAAACGUAGGCUACGCAUAAAAUGCUGCCAUUGAAGUAUUUUCUUAAUAAUCAAAAAAAAAAAUGUUAGUAAUUACAAACUUGACAUUAAAAAGACAAAAGCGUAUUCUUGCCCGAGAUUCAGAUGUUUCAAAAUGACAAACACAAUUAUUUUUUAAUUUUGUUAUUAUUUAAAUUGUUCAACUUUAUAUCAUUCCCGAACUAUUUGGCAUUUCACUUAUUUAAUUGUGACGUCUUUUUAUAAUAUAUUUAAUAUUUUCGUGUUUUAAGGAUUUUGUGCUUUUAGUAUUACUGCCAAUAAUUAUUUUGACUUUUGCGAGUCGGCAUCUACUUAAAUUUAGUGUGUAUUAGUUAAAUAGCAAUUAGCGGCUCGACGUCGUCUUCAACUCUAAUAUUUUGCUUUUCUUCUGUUACAUUUGUAAACUUGGCUUCAUGCUUUUGCAUUUUAAACGAUAUUAGUUUAUAAAUUUUAAUGUAAUCCUUUGUAUCGUAUAUAUUUCAGGCCACUGCUGAUUAUAACACGACUCUUAUUACUUAUUAUUAAGUGAAUCGUGUUACUGCACCGAUAGCUCAAUUUAGCACGCCUUGUUUUACGUAUUUACACAGUAAUUUGCGCUAGAACAUCGAAUUUAUGAGUUGAUUAUACAAACAGACGAAGACUACUUAAUUUCAAGUACUUAAAUGUAAUUUAGUUGAAAUAUCAGUUACAACACAUUUAAUUCAGAAUUAUUGUAUAUUACAUAAGAUUUUUUUACAUUUACUACAAUAUUCUAAGUAGUACAGUAAACUAUACAAGAAACAAAUCAAGGUAAUAUGAUUGGAUUUGCUUUUUAAAAUAGACAGAUUCACAAAUAAUUAGAACGCUUCUUAAUUCUUGUAUGGUUAUUUAUUGGUUUUGGAAUAUAUUUCUUUUUAAGAAUGUCGAUGCACAUCAACCUUCCUUAAAAUCAUAACAGUUCAGAAAUUAGUAAAUAAACAAGUGAACUUUCCAGUUUUGAUAUGCAUUGGACUUAUUAAUGUAUUAGGUAAUAUAUUACGAUACAAGUGCGAAAAAUAUCAAUUCGUAACCAGUGACGACCGAAGAAUGUUUUGAUUCGAUGAUGCGAAUUACCUAUUCACACGUGUAUCGUACAACAUUUUACAGUACAUAUGAGUAUGUCCCUUUAAAUUUUCCACAUAUGUUAACGGCACCAAUCAUGGAACAUUUAAGAGAAAAUUUUGUUUGUUUUUGAUAUUUCACCGACACCUGUAAAUUUUCUACCGCUUUACGCUUUAAAAGUUGAAUGUCCAAUUCGUCCUUUAUGUUUUCUAUGUAUUUAAUGAAAGCUACUGCAAUUGGUUUCAAUAUUAUUAAUCAAUUUAAACUGUGGUUUUUUGCUCCAAUCAUGGAAUGUAUGGCGCCAUUCAUUUUCAAAAUAACAAAUAUAAAUGAAAAAUUAAAUUUAAGCAGCUCUUUGGCUCUUGUUUAUGGUAAAAUGUUGCCAGUGAUUAAAAACUGACGGUAAAUACUUGUUUUACAGGAUUUGUCUAUACCAUCCCAUUACUGGUGCCUGUUCCAUUAUAGGGGUGUUUACUAUUAUUAUAGUUAUGUAAUGUGCUAAUUAUCGCACUAUACUGUAAAAGUACUAUCUAAAUAUUACCUCAAUACCCAAUAAGUAUUAUAAUAUUGAAGAAAAAAGAAGCAAAUAAGUUGAUUCAAUAAUGAAAUGCAACCAAUGUCUGUACAAGUACAUAAUUAUCUAGCUCAAUUGUCAAAUUACCUAUGUAUUAAGUACUUUCAUCAUCACACAUAUUUUCAGUAGCAGUUUCAAGUCGCAUACUUAUGUGUUUACUCCGAAAAAGUAAAAAAUUGUACUUGUACGAUGGUACUUCCAAGAUAUACACUACGUAUGCAUUGUUUUGCUCAUCUCUUAUCUUCAUAAUUAAAAAGUAAACUGAAACUAGUACCACAAUACAUAACCAUUUGAGAUUUAGUACAGUCGCAAUCAGAUAUAUCGGAGCGGCCGAGGUGCUCUGAAAUAUCUGAACACGCCUCUAUUGUCAAGGAGUUAGAGUGCGUGUUCAGAUAUUUUUGACCACCUCGGCCGCUCCGAUAUAUCUGAUGGCGACUGUACCAGAAUAGACAUAAAACAUAAGAAUAAUGCAAAUAUUUUCAUGUCAAUAGUCAAAUGUUACAAGAAAUAAAUAUGCAAUUGUAUGAAACAAAUAAAUAUUAAA
This is a messenger RNA of Cydia pomonella (codling moth), 5761 nucleotides long. RefSeq lists its product as uncharacterized. The record is from RefSeq and is a predicted model, not a curated record. Bases 861 to 1895 code for a protein of 344 amino acids. Gene Ontology annotation, molecular function: dioxygenase activity. The transcript is spliced from 7 exons. NCBI's taxonomy places the organism in Eukaryota, Metazoa, Arthropoda, Insecta, Lepidoptera, Tortricidae.